Prorocentrum cordatum is the source of this 1836-nucleotide messenger RNA. NCBI's taxonomy places the organism in Eukaryota, Dinophyceae, Prorocentrales, Prorocentraceae. The record is from the annotation of a GenBank genome assembly.
AUGUCUGGGCAUGAUCUGGUGAUGGUGCAACUGUUUGAGUGGACCUGGCCUGAUAUUGGCAGAGAGUGUUUGGAGCAUUUGGGGCCAGCUGGGUAUGAUGUGGUCCAAGUGUCCCCUGCGCAAGAGCACGUGGUGGGUGACAAGUGGUUUGACCGAUACCAACCUGUAUCUGACAAGCUUGAAUCCCGGUCAGGUACUCGAGGUGAAUUCAUCGAAAUGGUGAGAACGUGUAAGCAGGCUGGUGUGGAAGUCAUGCUCGACGUCAUCUUAAAUCACAUGGCCAGCACACACAUUCAAACCCCCAAGAGUGCACAAGGGAAGACUUGUGGGCGCGACAAGGAGACAGCCACAGAGACCACAUCGAAAUGCCUUGGCUUCGCUGGCACUGAAUACGGUGAGAGGCGUUUCAACAUGAGUGGGGAUGGGGAACUCAAGUUCUUGCCAACGGAUUUCCACCAUUAUCCCGGAAACCCUCAAGCCAAUUGCCAUUUGCCUCCUUGGACCGACAACCGCCACACGUGCGAUCUCAAUGGGCUUCCCGACUUGGACCAGGAGCAGCUGAGUGUGCGGCACAAGCUACAGCGUUUCCUCCUCGACGUGUUCGAAAUCGGUGUUACGUACUUGCGUGUUGACGCUGCUGCUCACAUAUAUCCUUCGUCGCUGGGAAAGCUUCUGGAGCCGUUUCCAUGGGAUUACAGUCUCUUGGAGGUGUAUCCCGCUCCCCUCUACGAGCAGCAGACCAAGCAAUAUCUGCUCGCCAUCGGCUCGUUGACCGACUUCUCCUAUGGAGCGCGGAUCGCAGGCAGGAUGUUCGACUACUACGACGCAUAUGAGAAGACGUGGCGUUCCAACGCGGACCGUUUCAAGAAUCUCCUCUAUAUGACCGACACUGAGCCAGAUUGCUCCGACAGCAUGUGCGAAUCUCCUUGUCCCAAAGAGAAGGCGACGAUCUUCCUCGACAACCACGACCAGCAGCGGUACGCCUGGAACGAGCGCUACCAGGAGUCGGGCCAGACCGCGCCCCCGGAGGUGAUGUGCAAGUGGGACCGGCAGAGCGGGGGGACACCCGCGUGCCGGCCCAUCUACAAGCACGGGCAGGCGUACCUGCUGAUGACGCUGUACACGCUGGCGUUCCCCUACGGCGCCUCCGUCAAGAUCAUGUCGUCCUACUUCUGGGACGACUUCGGCAGGGGGCCGCCGGGCCUGUCGGAGGACUCGCUCACCGAGAAGCCGACGUCAGUGCACGACGCUUCGGAUUCCAAGGCGCGUCCUGGAAGGUGUCGGGAAACACCGACGGAGACCCCUCUGGACGAGGUUGACGACAGGGAAGACUCUCAUAGGUGGAUAUGCGAGCACCGCUGGCGUGGCGUUGCUGCACUCGUGCGGUUCCGUCAGGUUGUCAGGCGCGUGCACGGCCUGGCCAACACGAGCGCUGUGACUCUGAGGCACGUCGAGGAGAGCACGGAGGCCUGCGAAGGAGGGGGCUGCAUAGCGUUCGGCCUGGGGAACCUCUCCUUUGUGGCCCUGCAUCGCGGGUACAACGGACUCACCCGCAUCGGAUCUUCGGAACCGUGGGACAUGACGGGUGUCGCAACGGGCCUUCCGCCGGGGAGUUACUGCAACUUGGCGAGGUGGGAAGGUCCAUUGGACGAGCCGAGCGGCAAGGCGAUGCAGUGCCCGGGCGCGCCUGUCCAGAUAGGCACCGACGGCACCAUAAUCGACGGCGGCAUCGUUGAGUCGGGCUCGGCGAUCGUGGUCCUGAAGGACUACGUCAGUGACCACGUGGGAAGCCAUGCGGCUGCCGCGAGAGAUGUUGCGGUCGAGCUGGUGGUAUGA